Molecule: messenger RNA, 819 nt
Organism: Hemisphaericaspora subhashii
Lineage: Eukaryota; Fungi; Ascomycota; Pichiomycetes; Serinales; Debaryomycetaceae
Exons: 1
Coding region: 1-819 (272 amino acids)
Source: RefSeq, a predicted model, not a curated record
AUGCAAUACUUCACUCAAAGUUUAACUUUCGCAAGCAUUGUUUCAGGUACGGCUACAGGUUCGUUUUUGGGUAAAGGGGGCUUAUUUAAAAGGGACUCUUGCGACACAGCCUGUAUGUCAGCCGCAGACCUCAUGGACGAUCAAUGUGGGCUGGAAAUUGAUGUUGAUUUUGAAAGCACUACAAAGCUUCUCACGUGCAUGUGUAAUAUGCAAGACCCCUUUUGGAAGUCGCUAAGUAAUUGUGUAAGAUUCUGUCCAUAUUAUGAAGGGUUAAACGGUGAUACCAGUCCACAAGGAUUACAUAACGGAUUUUGUCGAGCAGCGGAUACCUACUCCUCUGUUCUUGAAGAAUAUUCCGGAACAAUUCCAUGGUCAAUUCAAGAAGCUAUGGAAGGAAUGGGAUUUGGUGUUGCAAGUGCAGAAGGUCAAGUCGAACCAGGAACCAACAUUGAGGCCACUACUACAUUGGAGACAAAUUUGAAGACGAAAGCCCUCAGCAAUGCAAAAGCAACACAUAAUAUUUUGAAAACUACCGAAACAAGCACUGUCGAAAGUAUCUCCGAGACAUUAACUUCAGUGAAUCGAAAACUUUCUAGUAGUCUUUCCACUUCAUCCAUCAAAGCUGCAACACCUUCUAGCACCCUAAUAAUCAACAGCAAAAAAUCAACAUCCAAUAGUCCUGAAUUUUUUCAGUUUAAGAAUUCGGAAUCACAAGCUUCUCAGACAAUAAAUCCAUCCAUAACACAAGGUAGCGGAAACUUGGCUCUAAAAUUGGAACCAGGGACUAUUCUUUAUGCGUUUUUGGCAGCUUUGUUAUAG